AUGACAAGUACACCUGGUCGAAGUCCAGGUUCUUUUCGUGGUUAUACAAAUGAACAAAAAACUUUACGGUCUAAACUUGAUUUAAUUAUAAAAUGGGGACGUGAUUUAAAAAGUAAUAUUAUGAAACAAUCAUGUAAAGCUUUACAAAUACAUAAUACUAAUACACGUGAAACAAUCGAUCAAAUUCAUGAUGAUUUAGAUGAUUAUAAACGUAAAUUAGAUCGUGAACUUGGUCUUAUUCAUGAUAUAUGUGAUGCAUUAGUAAUAGAUAAUCAAUUAACAAAUGGUGAUGAAGAAAAUCUUCAUGAUGAAAUUCUUGAAGCAUUACGUCGUUCACCAACAUAUACAUCACUUGAACAACAUAUAUUUGAUGAUCAACGACCACGUAUUCAUACAUCAGCUGUACCAUCAUCAUCUCAACAACAAAAUACGGAAGAUGAUAAUAGUCAAAUUAUUGAUGAUAGUGAUGAUGAAAUUAUUGCUUUAAGUGAUGACGAUACUCCAGGACGGUCGAAUAGUUCACCGAAAAAAGUUAUAUGGACUUCAUCAGAUAUUCAAAUAACAAGUGGUAAUUCUCAGUCACAAUCAUUACAUAAUCCUUAUCGUAUUGGUAUUGCUGAUCCAAGUAUACGAUCAAUAUUUUUACCACCACCAAAUUCUCAAACAAUGUCAACAUCAAGUGGAGGAAGUAAACGUUCUCAAGGUUCUAAUCGAAAAAUUUCACCAACAAAACGAACGACUGGAACUAAAUAA
Messenger RNA from Rotaria sordida, 753 nucleotides. Lineage: Eukaryota; Metazoa; Rotifera; Eurotatoria; Philodinida; Philodinidae. The record is from the annotation of a GenBank genome assembly.